This is a messenger RNA of Chrysochloris asiatica (Cape golden mole), 1286 nucleotides long. RefSeq names its product caudal type homeobox 2 (gene CDX2). The coding region runs from base 366 to 1286 and encodes 306 amino acids. Gene Ontology annotation, molecular function: RNA polymerase II transcription regulatory region sequence-specific DNA binding; DNA-binding transcription factor activity, RNA polymerase II-specific. Lineage: Eukaryota; Metazoa; Chordata; Mammalia; Afrosoricida; Chrysochloridae. The record is from RefSeq and is a predicted model, not a curated record. Gene Ontology annotation, biological process: embryo development; anterior/posterior axis specification; regulation of transcription by RNA polymerase II. The transcript is spliced from 3 exons. Gene Ontology annotation, cellular component: nucleus.
CUCCAGCCAUUGGUGUCUGUGUCAUUACUAAUAGAGUCUUGUAAACACUCGUUAAUCACGUAAGGUCGCCGACUUGGGGCUCCGCACGCCAGCCUGUGGCGCGGGUCUUCCCCGCCUCUGUAGCCAAGUGGGAAGGAGGUGGGAGGAAAGAAGGAAGAAAGAGAGGGAGGGAGGGUGGGAGGAGGCCGGCCAGAGGGAGGGACCGCCUCGGAGGCUGAAGCGCCGCGAGUAGCCUGCGGACACGGCCGGCGCACCUACCCGCUGCUCUCACGCCCCCAGGUCCUGGCCCUUGUUCGCGCGCUCAGCAGCCACCAGCGUUCGUCCCCAGGCAGCAUGGUGAGAUCUGCUCUCGGGCCCUCGCCACCAUGUACGUGAGCUAUCUCCUGGACAAGGACGUGAGCAUGUACCCCAGCUCCGUGCGCCACUCCAGUGGCCUGAACCUGACGCCGCAGAACUUCGUCAGCCCCCCGCAGUACCCCGACUACGGCGGCUACCACGUGGCCGCUGCUGCUGCGGCGGCUGCGAACUUGGACAGCGCGCAGUCCCCAGGGCCGUCAUGGCCCGCCGCCUAUGGCGCCCCGCUUCGCGAGGACUGGAACGGUUACGCACCGGGGGGCGCAGCGGCCGCUGCCAACGCCGUGGCGCACGGCCUCAACGGGGGCUCCCCGGCCGCGGCCAUGGGUUACAGCAACUCAGCCGACUACCACCCACACCACCAUCCGCAUCACCACCCGCACCAUCCGGCCGCCGCGCCUUCUUGCGCUUCCGGAUUGCUGCAGACGCUCAACCCCGGGCCGCCCGGGCCCGCGGCCACCGCCGCCGUCGAGCAGCUGUCUCCCGGCGGCCAGAGGCGGAACCUGUGCGAAUGGAUGAGGAAGCCGACGCAGCCUUCCCUCGGGAACCAAGUGAAAACCAGAACGAAAGACAAAUACCGCGUGGUAUACACGGACCACCAGCGUCUGGAGCUGGAAAAGGAGUUCCAUUAUAGCCGCUACAUCACCAUCCGGAGGAAGGCCGAGCUGGCUGCCACGCUGGGGCUCUCCGAGAGACAGGUGAAAAUCUGGUUUCAGAACCGUCGAGCUAAGGAAAGGAAGAUUAACAAGAAGAAAUUGCAGCAGCAGCAACAGCCGCAGCCCCCCCAACCCCCCCAGCCUCCGCCAGGCCCUCUGAGAAGUGUUCCUGAGCCCUUGAGCCCCGUGGCUUCCCUGCAGGGCUCAGUGCCAGGCUCUGUUCCUGGGGUGCUGGGGCCAGCUGGGGGUGUACUAAACCCCACUGUCACCCAGUGA